This is a messenger RNA of Acyrthosiphon pisum (pea aphid), 1944 nucleotides long. RefSeq names its product SET and MYND domain-containing protein 4-like. Gene Ontology annotation, cellular component: nucleus; cytoplasm. Bases 255 to 1793 code for a protein of 512 amino acids. The record is from RefSeq and is a predicted model, not a curated record. Gene Ontology annotation, molecular function: histone deacetylase binding. NCBI's taxonomy places the organism in Eukaryota, Metazoa, Arthropoda, Insecta, Hemiptera, Aphididae. The transcript has 5 exons.
UCACUACAAGAUGCCAAUUGCUGAAUACGUGUACACAGAACAUUUCAGAGAAAUGAACGUAGCUCAAGAUGUUUAUUCGUCAUUUACAGACAAGAAGAACUCUAACGAUCAAUUUUUGUACGUACAUGGAUUACUAAAAAGAAUAUGAUUGGUUACCUACAAAGUGCGAUGGUCAUAUUAGACUAUCACAGGCGCAUCGACGGUGGAGAAAACGGCUGAAAAAAAACCUUAAAAAACAAGGAGUAUUUAUAAAUAUGGAUUGUACCACGGCAAAUAAAAAUAAUGAUACGUCUGAUCAAUAUAGAUCGCGUGGUAAUGAAGCAUUUAAAAUUAAAAACUAUGAGGAAUCGCUAAAAAUGUAUACUCAAAGUAUAAUGACUGCAGAAAUUGACUCUCUCAACUUUGCUUUGUCAGUGGCAAACAGAUCUGCUGCUUUAUAUUAUUUAGAAGAGUAUGAGCAUAGUUUAAAAGAUAUUGAUCAAGCAUUUAAAUCCAAACGGUAUCCAUUACAGAAUAAUUACAAGUUAUUUGAAAGAAAAGGAAAUUGUUACCGUCAGAUGAAUCAUAUCUCCAUUGCUUUAGAAUUGUAUUCGAAUCAACUGUUUUUAGGUGAAAUACUCAUUAUAGAAAAGCCUAUUGCUGGUGUAUUUAAAAAUAGUAUGUGGAUGUUCAACUGCAAUUAUUGUUUCCAACGAUGUUUAUCAGCCAUACCGUGUUCCAAAUGUUCACAGGUUGUUUACUGUGAUGAGACAUGUCUACGUAAAGCCCACACCUGUUAUCACGGUAUAGAAUGUUCAUUAGUCUAUCCUCUCAAAGCGGACCCUACUAUUGAACCCACUCACGAUCUGGCUUUACGUUGUUUUGUUAAGCUUAUAAAUUUAAUGGGUGUCGAACAUUUCUGCUCAAUGGUACGAAAGUAUAAUGAACCAAACUUUAGUUUUGACAAAAACAGCAAUAAUUGUUUUAUGGACAAAACGUUCCACUCGAUCUACGCACUGGGCGGAAACGAGACCAAAAGGACCGUAUCCAAUUUAUUUUUCAUGCAUUGCACUGCGUCAAUGAUGGUGUCUCUGUUGUCGUUAAAUGAAUAUUAUGAUAUACCGUCAAAUUUAUUAGGCACUGUUGGUGUAUCUUUAGUCCAUUUGCUGUGUAUAGCCAACUUAAACUCGUACGCGUCUGUAGAGCUUUCCAAGUACAUCGGCAAGAGCAGUAAUAAUAUCUCGAAUCGACCAGCUACUUAUGAUUCCGUCGCUCUUGUUCUAUGCUCUGCGUACAGUUUGAUAAAUCAUUCGUGCGAUCCAAAUGUGAUUGUUCAAACGUAUAGUGGUGUGGAGGUGACUCGGGCAAUACAACCGAUUUCAAAAGGAUCUCAACUAUUUAUUGAUUAUGGCGUCAAAUUUUUUUCACACGGCAAAGAAGAACGUAUUACACAUUUAUUUGAUCAAUACCAAUUCCAAUGUCGGUGCCAGGCUUGUACAAACGAUUGGCCAAUCUAUGCAUCGCUGGAACUCGAUGAAUUAUUUAUUAGCAAUGGUCCACUGAUUAUUAACGACGAGGACGGCGACAACCACCUUAGUAUUCCAAAAACGACUUUAUCCAAAUUCAAUGAAAUCGUAGAUUUAUUGUUAAUACAUCACAAGAUAAAUGUUGAUUGUUUAGAUUUUUUAUUUUCAUUUUUAGAUUUAUUAUACUCCAAUUUUGAAAAACCAUGUACCAUACACUAUAAAUGUAUUCAAUUAGUCCAAGCAUGUAUGUAUUACACUUCAGAUCAAGUACAGUAUGCCAUUGAAUAAAGAAAAUAUAAUAUAAAACAUUUUAUAGAUGAUAUAUUUUUAAUAAUAAUUGUAUAACUCAUUCGAUCCCAGACCCCGGUGUCGGACCAGCCAUAUUUUUGUUGAGGUGCCCCGAUAGGUACUUUGAAUAUUUGUUAUUGAAUAUUUUAAU